AUACUAGAUAUAAAAUAAAAAGAAAAGUAAAUGAAAAAAAAUAAUGGACAAGAAAAAAAAAGAAACAGAAACAAAAUCAAAAACAAAAUGCAUAAUAAAUUCAUAUUGAGACAUUUGAUUCAUUUGUAAUGUUUUACAUACAAACUAGAGCCCUUACUUAUCUUUAACCAUUAAUAAUAAUGUUCAACUCAUCUGUAAACAACAAGCGACAUAGAACUUUACAAGAAAGACUAGGAGGCCAAGCAAGCAGCAUUCAUAGAACAAACGCUGUUCAAAUCAGUGUUCCUUCAAGAAAUAAUAGGGACACUACCACCAUGAACUCUAAUAAUAUUAAUAAUAUUUUAGUCGAGCAAUUGAAGCAAGAUAAUGCUAAUCUUUCUAAUCGAUUAGCCAAUUGUGAGCAACAAAUUGGUCAACUUACCUCACAAUUGCAGAUAGUAUGUAAUACUUUAGAGCAAUUGCAACAAGAACCAGCAUCUUCUUCCGUAUUAACAAAGCAUUCGAUUGAUCACAGAAAAGACAUUAAGGCAAUUGGGGUAAAUUUAGUAUAUAUAUAUCAGUAAAUAAUAUUUACUAAUUGAUCUAUUGAUUCAUAAUAGAAAUUGAUAAGAAGUCGUUUAG
This is a messenger RNA of Cokeromyces recurvatus, 621 nucleotides long. RefSeq lists its product as uncharacterized. Bases 180 to 563 code for a protein of 127 amino acids. The transcript is spliced from 2 exons. NCBI's taxonomy places the organism in Eukaryota, Fungi, Mucoromycota, Mucoromycetes, Mucorales, Mucoraceae. The record is from RefSeq and is a predicted model, not a curated record.